Molecule: messenger RNA, 924 nt
Organism: Orbilia oligospora ATCC 24927
Lineage: Eukaryota; Fungi; Ascomycota; Orbiliomycetes; Orbiliales; Orbiliaceae
Exons: 6
Coding region: 1-924 (307 amino acids)
Cellular component (GO): mitochondrion
Molecular function (GO): guanine nucleotide transmembrane transporter activity
Source: RefSeq, a predicted model, not a curated record
AUGUCUCCAGUUCUCCACUCAACCGGGACCUCUGCCCAGAAGGUUCAACGAGAAUCUGGCACUGCCCGUGUCCUAGGGUCUGGAACUGCUGGAAUUGCUGAAUUGGCUAUCUUCCAUCCCGUCGAUACCAUUGCCAAACGUCUGAUGUCCAACCAGGGCAAAGUUUCGUCGGCAUCUCAACUCAAUACCAUUAUAUUUAGGGAUUUCGCCAGUGCUCCCUUUGGACGAAAGCUAGUCUCGCUUUUCCCAGGUCUAGGAUACGCCGCUGGGUACAAGGUCUCCCAAAGAAUAUACAAAUAUGGUGGCCAACCCUACAUGAAAGAUUAUCUCUCAAAGCACCACGGCGACAAAUUCGACAGGACGUUUGGCAAGGGUACCGGAAAGGCUAUCAUGUAUGCGACGGCUGGAAGUUUAAUUGGAAUUGGUGAAAUUGUACUUCUGCCGCUCGAUGUCUUGAAGAUUAAGCGACAGACAAACCCUGAGGCCUUCCGCGGACGAGGAUUGUUCCGAAUCAUCAAAGAUGAGGGCUUCGGUCUCUACCGGGGUUGGGGUUGGACUGCUGCCAGAAAUGCACCUGGUAGCUUUGCGCUGUUUGGUGGUAGCGCGUUUGCAAAAGAAUUCCUCUUCGACUUGAAAGACUACAAUAAAGCGACAUGGGGACAGAAUUUCGUCGCCUCGAUAUCCGGCGCUGCGGCUUCCCUCAUCGUUUCUGCUCCCCUUGAUGUUAUCAAAACCAGAAUUCAGAAUAGGAAUUUUGAGAACCCGGAAAGUGGUUUCAGAAUCGUAGCUAGCAUGAUCAAGAACGAAGGUCCCACGGCGUUCUUCAAAGGCCUGACCCCAAAGCUCCUGAUGACUGGUCCUAAGCUAGUCUUUUCAUUUUGGCUCGCUCAAACUUUGAUACCCGCGUUCGGUACCGUUGUUUAG